CAUCCCCAUUUAGCUUGGCAUUAUUUAUAUGCUAUUUAUAUGUCUUGUUGAUGUUAAUUUAUGUUUUAUGGGAUGAAUUAAGACUGGAUGAACAAUAAUUCAGUAGCUAUCCGUUUAAGAUUGGUGACCCUUUAAGUAUAGUAUUGAUCGGGCACUGAGUAUAAAAGCGUUAGGAUAACUUUCUAACUGGCUAUUGAAAUAAACACAGGGCAUUUGGUCAAUAAAAGUUCCAGACUUGAAACAGAUUGGAUUUGUUCCUUCUAAAAAGUAAUAUAAAUGGAAUUUGAUCAAACAAGCUUUCAACUUUAAGCUUUAAUUUGCAGCAAGUGUCUAUACAUGAAAAAGCUCACUUUAUUUGCAAAGAAGAAUGUUUUAAAUUUAGACUUGUGAAAGAAGAAUGUUGACAAACCAAAGUUUAGCAAAAACAGAGGUCAAUUGAAGGCAUAUUUGCAAAGAAGAAAUGACCAACAACUUUAAACUUUAAUUACAUCCAUGGAAAUAACUACAACGCUUAUAUAAUUUUAAAAAGGAAGAAAACAUUGGUCGUUAAAUAAACGUGAACAUCUUGUGUUGAAUCAUAUUUGAGGAAAAUAGGAAAAAUAAAAUCGACGAAAAUGAGUCUAGCUUGUAUGGGAUGGCUAAAGAAGAAGUGUCGAAAAGGGAAGAAAGGUGAAUGUAGGGACUGUGAGAUGGUUCAACAGCUCAGUCUCAGUCAUCGACUGAAAGAAAGGGACAUAAUUCUUCGGAACUCUCAUCUGAAAUUCGGCUUUAAGGAUUGCCGGUUGUACGCUGUGUGGACGUGGCUGCCCAAUCGGUUCUCGGUGUGUCAGCCUGAGUUACUGUACACUACAGAGGAACACGGAACCAGCCUGGUUACCCUGUACCAGCGGGUGGAGAACCAUCAACCAACUGUCAUAGUCAUCAAAACUACCAAUGAUGAGAUAUUUGGUGCGUUCUGCUCGGCUGACUGGAGCGAUCGCAGGCAGAAGAGUUCGCUGCUGUCCUACUUCGGGACGGGCGAAACAUUUAUUUUCACACUGUACCCUAUCAAACAGAAGUACGAGUGGGUGGGGCUGAAGGACGAGAACAUACCAAACACCGCAAACAUGUUCCAGGCGGGAGACAACUCCAUCUUGACUAUUGGAGGAGGGCACGGGGAGGCCAUAUUCCUUGACGAGAACUUACUCCACUGUCGCAGUGAGAAGUGUGACACAUUUAACAAUGAGCCGCUAAGUCAAAGUGAGGACUUCAAGUGCAAGGUUGUCGAGGUGUACGGUCUCUCGUAGAGUUUUCUAGGACUUCAAAUGGAAAGUUGUCAAGGUUUAUGGACUAUCCUAGAGUUUUUGAGGAUUCCAGUAGAGUUUUAGGACUGCAGUAGAGUUUUGAGAACUUUAGUUUAGUUUUGAAGGACUUCAGUUAAGUUUCAAGGACUUCAGUACAGUUUUCAAGGACUGCUGUAGAGUUUUCAAGGCCUGAAGUAGAGUUUUCAAGGACUUCAGAUGAGUUUUCAAGGAGUGCAGUAGAGUUUUCAAGGACUUCAGUAGAGUCUUCAAGGACUUCAAAUGCAAAGUUGUUGAGGUUUGCAGACUCUAGUAGAGUUUUCAAGGUCUGAAAAUGCAAAUUUAUAGAGAUUUGUAGACUCUGUAGAGGUUUGAAGGACUUUAAGUGCAAAGUUUUGAGGUUCAUAGACUCUUGUAGAGUUGUCAAGGUCUUUAAAUUCAAAGUUUUGAGGUUUAUGGACUCAUGAAGAGAUUUCAAGGACUUAAAGUUGUUGAGGUUUAAUUAGGUGUAACUUCAUUCCAAAACUGUUUAGGUUUAUAAAUUCUCAUGCAAUUCAGAUGCAAAGGUGUCCAUAGAAUGCUAUCUAUCCUGCCUACGUUCUUGAAGAGGCCUGUCCAUAGAAUGUGAUCUAUCCUGCCUACUUUCUUGAAAAGGCGUGUCCUUAGAUUGUGAUCUAACCUGCUUAUGUUCUUGAAGAGGUGUGACAGAAACUGGAUACAAACAAAACUGGUUGCUUCAGUAUGAUGUCAUUAAUGUUCUUCGCUUCAAAUGUUAACUUUAACAGAAUAAAUCGUCCCAAGUGGAACAAUUCAUAUUGUCACAGUUCAAUGAUUGCAUUUAUUUUUAAGGUCAGGAUUUAUUGACCUUUGUUUUAAAUUACAUAAGGCUAAAGCCUUUUGAUUGGAGGUUCUCUUUCACUCUCAAAUAAUUCGAUCAACAAUAAUUCCCACUGUACCCUGUUUACAACAAUGCAUCGGUUGGGGAUAAAAUGCUUCUUGUGAUAGCUUCUUGUUUGAAUGAUUUGUGACCUUAAUUGUUUAAGAAACAAUAUAUUUUGCCAAACUGACGAGUUCUGUGUUUUACUUAGAAGAUAUUUGUUCCUAUGUUUAACUUGGGGUAUUUAUUUUCCCUGUAACAUUUGAUGCAUGUAUUGUUUUAUACUCUUAACAUUCUGUACAAAUCAAUUAUCGUGACAUUCCUGUAGGUUUGGAGAUUAUUAAGUUAUAUGUUAUAAAGCUGACAAUUUAUUAUUUGCAAAUAUGUGUAAUGCGCACCAACUUUUUAAAAUUAAAAUUUCAGGUAAAAAACUGCACAUAAUACAUUGUUAAGUAUGAAUGAGCUAAGACUGUGUCUGCAUGUAGUGUUUCUUACUAAAUGUGUGCAAUAAUAUGAGGUCUGUUGCUUUCUCUUUAAAGUUCAACUUUAGGUUGAGAAUAUAGAUUAUGGUAAAAACAUUGAAGCAACUGUAUAAAGUGUGGUCUAAAAUCAGUAUUUAAAAAACCUGGUCUGUCUGGUCCAUGAUUGCCUUUCUGUAUGACAGUUAUAGCCAAGUAAGACUGUUAAAGUACUUAUAUUUGUUGACAUGAUUUUUCAACUAAAUGUCUUUGUCCAAAAAUUGUUUUGCAUUAAGCCUGUAAAACUAAGAAUAUUAAAGGCAGUGCAGUGUGUUAUUGAGGAUAUCAUAAUGUUUUUGACAGAGCAAUAAUUUGCCUUGAAAUAAUUUACUUUCAUUGAAGUCUGUAUGUGUUUAGUGGUUGGCUGUCUUUAAACUAUGCAGUUAUCAUAAUCAUCAUUUUUCCAUAAUGUGCAAUUGUGUUUUUAGGGCAUUUUUAUAGGGUUUUAUUUAUUUUAAACCAAAAUGGUUAAAUAUCUUAUGAGAUUUUAAUGGUCUGCUUUAAAGCUAUCGGCGCAUUUUGGAAACAGAUGAGAAUUUUCCAGAACGAUGCCAAUAAAUCUCAAUUCUGUUUCAUUUUAAAUGUAAGGGCAUGAAAGUUUUUAUGGUAGAUAACGUCUUGGUAAUAAUUUUCCAGGGAAAAAACUAAAAUUACCUCAAAAUGCUUUUGUUUUGUUUUAAAUUUUAAUUUAAGGUGUUUUCAGAGUUAAAUUAUACCAUAAGAAUAUUUUAUUUCAUUUCAUUUUUUACCUCUGUUAACAACAUUUAAUCUGAUAUUACUAUCUGUUUAAUGUACAAUAAGAAUUGAACAAAAAACGAUUGUAUGCAUGUUUUCAUUUCAGUACAGAUAAUAGUGGUGUUUCUUAUAGCUGGAAAGUUUUGAGUUUCAUGUUGUUUAUAUUAUGUCCUACUAUUCAUUUAAUUUCAUUUGAUUUAAUGUGAUAUAAUGUUACCAUUUAUUAUUAAACUAAAUAUCAAUUCCUUCUAAAGUGGAUGUGAUAUUUAUUUGUGUAAACUUAUGUUUAAAUAAUAACAAACUGUUUGUGCUUUAGCUAAUCAUUUUCCCCCAAGGACAACUGUUAUUAUUUGAUUGAUACACCCAGUGUUUGAAACCCUUUGGAAAACAAUUAAUCCUCAAUUUAAAAUAAGUCUUAUGAACUUUAAAAGUGUUAUUGUAAACACAUUCCCUGGGUUUGGAAUAAAUCAGUGUUUUUUUACCUGUAAGGUCAUGUUUCCAUUCCGCAUAUAUUGCAAUAUUUAUUUAUAUGGUGAAUACUCUUUAGCAUUUAAUUACUCUAAACUUCUCAAGGACUUAAACCGAAUGAACCCUCAUGAAACUUGAAAAAAGAGAUUUUAUUUGUCUUAGUCUCCCAUACUGAUUGCCCAUGUUUUAUGAUAAAAUAUCAUUUUUGUCUGAACAUAAGUCAAUAUGUUUUUCCUCUUAUGUAAUUGUAAUAAAGUUAAUUAAUGAUUAAGUUCACAACUCCAGCCUUACUUAUUAUGCCCCCCCCCCCUUCGAAGAAGAGGGGGUAUAUUGUUUUGCACAUGUUGGUUGGUCGGUCGUUCUGUCCAUCUGUCUGUCCACCAAAUGGUUUCCGGAUGAUAUCUCAAAAACGCUUACGCCUAGGAUCAUGAAACUUCAUAGGUACAUUGAUCAUGACUCGCAGAUGACCCCUAUUGAUUUCAGGUCACUAGGUCAAAGGUCAAA
This is a messenger RNA of Dreissena polymorpha, 4382 nucleotides long. RefSeq names its product GTPase-activating protein skywalker-like. Bases 615 to 1286 code for a protein of 223 amino acids. Lineage: Eukaryota; Metazoa; Mollusca; Bivalvia; Myida; Dreissenidae. The transcript has 4 exons. The record is from RefSeq and is a predicted model, not a curated record.